Messenger RNA from Drosophila ananassae, 4306 nucleotides. RefSeq lists its product as uncharacterized. The coding region runs from base 222 to 3059 and encodes 945 amino acids. The record is from RefSeq and is a predicted model, not a curated record. Lineage: Eukaryota; Metazoa; Arthropoda; Insecta; Diptera; Drosophilidae. The transcript is spliced from 7 exons.
UUCGGAGCAGUCUCCUCAGUCGAUAGCAGGUAAUACUCAAAAACGCGCCCGGGCACGGAGUGUUGGCGAGUCCAGUAUAGUUUCGUAAAUAUUCGGCAAAAAUACAUCCCAAAAAAAAAUCAACCAUCGUUAAAAAAACAAUUCAUCGAAGUGGGACUCAAAAAAGAGUAUAAAAGCUUAUUUAUGUUUUAGCAUACCUACAUAUCCCCCCACAUUGCGAAAUGAAUACGGACUCAGGGCUGUCUUGGGCCGGAAGUGGCCAGCGAGUCAUGUAUUCAGGGCUUCUGCUGCUGAUCUGUAGUGGUCUGGCGGUGGGUCAGUCCAAUUAUGUGCAGCAUGGAGACAGCAGCAACUACACCACUAAUGGCUUGCCAGAGGAGGCCACACUAGAUGGCAAGGUGACCAAGCUAGACGACAUCAGCCCGCUCAUUUUCCUGAAUCGCACAAAGGCAGCUCUUAACUGUGCCGCCGGUUCCAUGCAGGUUGAUCUGAAGUUCAACGAUGCGUUCCAUGGCAUCAUUCAGGCUGACUACGAUCGCAGCAGUGCUUGUCGAGUGAGCGGCAAAGGAGCCCUCAGCUAUCGCCUCGAACUGCCGCUCAAAGGGUGUGGCACGAUUCAGAACCCCACUCGCGUGUUCACAAACAACAUCAUCGUGCGCUUCCAUGCAAACUUGGAGAUGGACGGAGAUGAAAUUAUUACGAUCGUAUGUCGAUAUCCUCCACCGGUGCCAUCACUGCCACCAGCUCUCCCAGCGCCCAUCCUAAAUCCUAUUGCCACCGGGUCUGUACUACAGCCUCCGCUUAAAAGUAUCCAGAUCUUGAUGAUUAUUUGCGCGAUCAUGUUCCUGACAUUGCUGUUACUGGGUCUGGCAGUAUCCUACUACUGCCUUCGCAGCAGGCCCAUUCCCGUCGUGCGUCGCUUGCCAAUGAGCAUGGGAAGUGGUUCCGAGAUCACCAAACUCAGCGGCAGCAGCUUGGGCAAUAUCAGCGCCUUCGAGGGCGUAAAAAUUCCUCGCGCCCAUGCCGCCUUGCAAGCGGUGUACAGCUCAUCUGGCAGCGAAGGAGCACUCAUCCCGUCGGACUACCCCAGCGAGUCGCAUUCAGAGAUUGAAGAGAUCGACACCCGUUCCCUGCCCUUUAGCUCCGCGGGUAGCUUCGAGAAUCGUGCUUUUGUCCAGGAGACCUCUAGCAUUUACAGCGACCACUAUGCACCUGCCCAGGAGAUGCCAGCUGCCAAUGCUGUGAUGACCACGACAUCGACAACUCGCUACGCCGCACCAGUUCUGGAGGCAGUCGCUACUGCCUCGCCUAAAUUCGAUGUGCAGGUGCGCGUUAAAAAAUCGCCUCCUCCACCCUCGCCCGUUACUUCGGAUACGGAGAGUGUUGCCACUAUGUUGCCGGAUCGAAAUAACCUGUCAACGAUCAUGGAGGCCUAUGAGGACCGAGAGAGUGUUCUGACCGUGGACUCACUGCCGCCCCAAGUAGAAUCAAUGCAUUCGCAGUUCACGUAUGUUCCCGAAUUGCACCCUGCUCCACAAGCACCUCCCCUAGUCGUCGCCGAACCCAAGUUCUCUGUAUACACACGCACACAUCACGAAGUAGUCGAUGGUCGUCCGGAGACUUGGUCUGAUUACACCGAUGGUCCGGCACCCAGCGAGGUCACCGACAUGUCUUCCGAGGCACCGGAUGUGGCCAUUGAUCAGAUGCACUACUACGAGGACGAAUACGUGCCUGCCGUUCCCGUGGCGGCACCGGUUACCUCUCACACCGUGGACGACGUCUACUUACGAACAGUUACCGAGAAGAAGACCAUUGAAGACAUAGAGAGCCACAAGCGCCGCGUGACUGAGUACAAGAGCAAGCCCAGGGCUCCUUUGCCGCCCCCACCAGUAGACCCCAAGUUCGAUGUUCGUGUGAGGAAGUACCCUACUGAACGCGAGCAGCAACAGUGGGAGAACUUCUCGGACAUCUCCAGUGCCUCCGGCUUGACCCUUACGCCUAAGAUGGAGCGUAACGAGCUGACCCUGACAGAGACGGAGCCUCCAGUUCAGAUCUAUGACAACAAAGUGAAGCUGACUAGUCCAGAGCUGGUAGGUAAUAUGAAGCCGAUCGAAGUGCCACCGCAAGACAAGGAUGUGCCCAACUGGGACGUUCUUAUUCGCAUAUUAGAGGAGCCAGAGCUAGCAGAGGACACCGACGAUGCUAGUUCAGUGCGGAACCUCAGCUAUGACGACCGGGCCAAGUGGAAGGAGAUCAUCACAACGCAGUCGUCCUUGCGCACUAUGCUCACAGAGGCGGUGGUUCGCGAAGACUUUGAGCGCAUUCGACAAGAUACGCGCUACGAGCGUAUUUUCGAGCCGCAGACGUGGGAUGUCAUCAUCCGCAUCCUCGCCCCGCCCGGUGACGACGAUCCCGAUGUAGAAAUGCGAGCUCCGCGGCGUGGCAAGAAGUCCCAGCCACAACCUUGGGACACGCGAUCCCGUCGCAGCUCCCUUCCCACUUUGUACGAAUACGACAGCGACGGCGGUUCCAGUGUGCGAACCAUUCGAAACGACCCAAAUAUGGGAUUCACAACCGGACCAGGCAUCCAGGGAGCCUUUAAUUUGCAGCGCUCGCGACGAAGCUCGCGCACUUCGUACCAGACCGAUCACAACGAUUUCCGUUCUAUGUCAGAGGUGACUGUGGAUUUCGGUCGUCCGAAUCUGGACCAUCCGGACAAUGUGAGCGAUGCUAGCUCCUACUACCGCAUGCCGUACUACGAUGACGAGGACCGGCGCUUCUUCCACCGCUCGCUCAGUCACCCCUCUCUGGUACGUUCCGCCAGCGAGUUUACCGAGCAUUGGACCGCUCCCGACGUCUUGGAGGUCUCCUCGCAUGAGGGCACUCCCCGUGCCCGCCGUGCUAUACAGGCACGUGCACCAACGCAAUUGGAACUGGCCUCGCCGAGGCAAGGGGAACAUGUGCUCGCCCAGACUCAGACGAGGAGUGAGUAUGUGGAGUCACACCGAACCCUCUACCACGCCGAGAAGGAAAUGCCCUUGCCGCCGCGCAAGUGGUAGGAACGCACAAAUUGACCCCCAACUAAACACAAUGUUCCCGGAUUGGUAUUAAUAUAUAAUUUAGAAUUUUGCGUUAUCGACAAACCUGGUCCUGCCGGCAGCCCCAGCAGGAAGUUGAGAUUUCUGCUGGGGCUGACUGCUUUCUGGGAUCGGGCUUCUGGCACAAAUGCCUCUAAUUAUUCACAUGUAUACAUAGGUCUUAAAAGUAAAUACCCCUAACAUAACAUAUAAAUGUGCCAAUUAGAAUUGCCUGACAUACAUUCAUAGAUAGCAAUCUCAGUAGAAACUUCAGUGUCGGGAUAUUUACCAAUUGCAGGGGCUUGUUCAAGUUUAUUUUUUUCGCUUUUUGUGAAAUUUUUAAUUUUUGACUUAUAGAUAUUGAAGUAGCUCGAAUCGCAAAUGGCAUUGUCUAUUUUGCCCGAAAAUGUAAUACAUUUUAUUGUACGUUAUGCUUUAGCUAAAUUGCACUAGCUUUUUUAUCGAAUCUAAAAAUACAUAACCGGUAUAUGCUUUUAAAAAAUAUACAUAUGUAUACCAUACAGGAGGGGGCAGCUAACUUGCAUGAUGUUUAUAGAAAACUAUUACAUUGCUGGGCAAAAACUAUCAUAUCUAUCAAGCUGAUUAUACUAUGUCUAAAAAACUAUUAUUUUAUACUGAUUUUUGAAACUCACUCGUACAAAUUCUUAGAAUUUUGGGACAAGUUCAAUGAUUUGAUUUCCAAACUUUAGGAAUUUUUUUGGAAUGUCCACUCACGACUUUCUAGUUUUAAUGUAUAUAUGCAAAGUAUUAUUUACAUCAAAUCCCCAGCGCUUCGAGGCGAAAGAAUAAACUGCCAGUCAGCUUUUACGACAAUGCGGAUCUUUAUUUUUUACAAAAAAAUAUACUCUAAAUGGAAGAAAUGAACAGGUUUUAAAUAAAUUAUUUGGGGACAUGUACAAGCCACAAGAGCUUGGUAUGUAUACUGGUAUUAAAUACGAAAGGUAGAUUGUUUGUAUACGGGCUCUCAAAAUAUUCCAAUAUUUUUUUCGUAACAUAGUACUAAUUUGUCAAAGACAUAUAUUAAAAAUGUACUUGAUCUUAUUCUAAAUAAAAAACUAUAAUAAAAAGCUAAUAUAACAUGAAAAAUUGUACACAUACGAAAAAGGGCAAAUAUUAAUGUUGCUUUUUUGUGUGAAAAAUCACUAUGAAACUACUGCAUGUAAACUAAAAGCACUUUACAAUUGUUAAUAAAUAUACCUACUAACAAA